Molecule: messenger RNA, 1822 nt
Organism: Dermacentor albipictus
Lineage: Eukaryota; Metazoa; Arthropoda; Arachnida; Ixodida; Ixodidae
Product: histone-lysine N-methyltransferase PRDM9-like
Biological process (GO): regulation of transcription by RNA polymerase II
Molecular function (GO): RNA polymerase II cis-regulatory region sequence-specific DNA binding; protein binding; DNA-binding transcription factor activity
Source: RefSeq, a predicted model, not a curated record
AAAGAAGUAAAGAAAUACCAGAUAGGCAAUCUACACCUGCAAGUACUGGUAGGCGAAGAAGAAGAUCUCCACUCGGUGUGCAAUACGCUUGGUAUACUGAUAGUUGUAGUCAAGCUUGUCGUAGCUUUCGUGGUUAGGAAUGACCACCAAAAAAGAUUUCGACAAGCUCCGGGAGAACGUCGUCGAAUACCAGAGCGGUGAGCCAGGGGAAAGCACGAAUGUUCCCUGCGCUGCUGCCACAGAAGAGUGCGAAGCACCAAGAAAGCUCGUUUUCAAAAGAGCCGCCACGGGCGAGGCAGGCAGCUCCAAGCGGCCAAGGGAGGACGUCAAGCACGAGCCACUUUCAGAAGACGGUGAUCUGUGGGCUGGAGGGGCCAGUGCUAGGAGCAAUGGAGCAUUCAUCGGAGCUGACCUCUGCGAGGGAUCCAGCUCGAAGCCAGUGCGACAGAACGCCAAAAAGGAGCCGCCUUCAGGUGCCCAUCCUCUAUCCUUCAUCGGAGCUGACCUCUGCGAGCUAUCCCGCUCGAAGCCAGUGCGACAGAACGCCAAAAAGGAGCCGCCUUCAGGUGCCCAUCCUCUAUUUUGCGACGACUGCAGGAUUGACUACCCCGGUGACUGCCCCAUACAUGGACCGCUAACACACAUCAAAGACACUUAUCUUCUUUUGCAGGUGUCCAUUGGGGAUCCGCAGCGGGCAAACAAAACCUUGCCCGACGGCCUUUCCAUACGUCGCACGACGCUGAAAGGCACUCAGUAUGGCGUGUUCGCCACGAAACCGCUGCCCAAGAGAAUCUUCUUCGGGCCUUACGAAGGCGUGCGCCGGGAAACACUGCAAAUGCCGGAGACCAGAUUCCUGCGCAAGGUUCACACAGGCACCAAGGGUCGCCAGGUAGACGGCCGCCCUCUGGCAUUGUCCAACUGGAUGCGUUACGUGAACAGCGCUCCGGCCGGGCAGGACCCCAAUUUGGUCGCCUUUGAGCGUGCCGGAGCCAUUUAUUACAGAACGUGCAAGGCGGUGGGAGCAUUCGAGGAGUUGCUCCUUUUGGACGAAACAGCUGACACGCGAAAGUCAAGUGCCUCAGGGACGCAGAAAAAGGAUUCUCUUCGGCCACGGGAGGUAUUUUCCUGCACUAAAUGCGGGGACUGCUUCUCUUCGCAAAUGUACCUUGAAAGACACGAUCGCCAUCAUCACACCGAGAGGCCGCAAGGCGCGCACAGCUGUUCUACAUGCAGCUACUCCACUAACCAAAGAUGGCGGCUCGACCAGCACAGCUUGACUCACACGGGAGAAAGGCCGUACGUGUGCGAAAUAUGCAAAAAGGACUUCACAUGGCGCACCGACCUCAAUGUCCACUUGCUGGCCCACACUCAAGAGAGGCCGUACGAGUGCCCAGAGUGCGGCGAGCGCUUCAACUGCCCAUCUCACCUGCAGCGCCACAAAAAAAUGCACUCGAGGGACCCACGACCGCACGUCUGUCCCGACUGCGGCAAAUGCUACGCGAGAAAAGACUACCUCAAGGUGCACUUGCUCACCCACGUGGCAGAGCGUCGGUACGAAUGCGCGGAAUGCGGCAGGAAGUUUGCUGACCCGAGUAACGCCAGACAUCACUACCUUUUCGUGCACGCCAAGCAGUAUCCGCUCUCAUGUCCGCAUUGCGGUAAGGGAUUUGCAAGUCGGCGUGACGUACGGCGACACGUACGAGCGAGACACGAUGGCCAAGAAGAUUAACUGCAAGGCUGGCACGACUGAUUUCAGGAUUUGCGUCGCAGCAGGCAGUGCAUGCCCAAUAAAAUUUUCACCACAAAAUCGGGACGAACAAAA